AUGAGCGUUGCUAUACUUGAUGCCGGGGCUCAGUAUUGCAAGGUUAUUGACAGGCGCGUCCGCGAAUUGAAUGUUCAUUCGGAAAUCGUUCCUUUAAAUACUUCUCUGGAUAGUUUAAUAGAACGCGGAUUUAAGACAAUCAUUAUAUCUGGAGGGCCUGGAUCAGUUUCUAAGGAUGAGCUCUCUUCAUUCGAUCCAAAAAUUUUCGAAGGUCACAUGCCUGUUUUGGGUAUUUGUUACGGAAUGCAGCUAAUGAACCAUCUUGGCGGGGGGAAAGUUGAAAGUAGCAGUGUACGUAAGGAUGGACGGUUUACAAUGAUUGCAGAUACUUUAUCUCCCCUUUUUUCUGGUCUUACUUCAGAAGAGCAAGUACUUCUUACGCACGGCGACCAAUGUACGAGCAUUGCUGAGGGUUUUAUAACUAUUGGUACUGUUAAUGAAACUCCGGUUGCCAUCGCAAAGCCAGCAAUAAAUCUCUAUGGUGUGCAGUUUCACCCCGAGGUCGAUUUGACAACCAAUGGAAAAGCAAUGUUGUCGAAUUUCUUAUUUAAGAUUGCUGGGUUGUCGAAGGACUUUCAUAUCGAGAAUCGCCUCAAUUCCUGCCUCCAGCACCUUAGAGAAGUCGCCGGGGAGAGGAAAGUCCUGUUCCUGUUGAGCGGCGGUGUGGACUCCUCCGUGUGCGCGGCGCUCGCCCUCAAAGCCCUCGAACCGGAACAAAUUUACGCCGUCCACAUCAAUAACGGAUUUAUGCGGAAAAACGAAUCCGAAUUUACCUUGGCGGCUCUUGGUAAACUUGGACUUAACGCGCUGUGCUCUUCCUCCUCCCCCUCCUCCUCCUCUUCUUCUUCCUCCUUCCCCCCUCCCCCUCCAUUUUCUCUUCCCCCUCCUCCUCUUCCUCCUUCUCCUCCUACUCCUCUUCCACUUCUUCCUAUUCCUCCUCCCAUAUUUACCUUUUGCCUUAGCUCACACUUCCUCCUCUUCCGCGCCGCCAUUACGCAUAACAGCAAAGCUUGUUGUGACGUUUCAGUGAAGUAUGUUAAUGCAACGUUGCGUUUCCACGCCGGCAUGACCACGUACCAGGUGCGCGUGGACACCUCGGCACUGGCUCCGGCCAGUCUUCUCGCCAAGGCCGCGUCGGGGACGCCUGCCGCCGGCGAGUCUGCCGACGCGCCCGUCUCCAUGGACGUGGAGAACAACGAAAACAACACCACCGCCACCGCCGCCACCACAUUUGCCCCAAAGGUCAUUCAGGGGGGUGUGGUGCCUUACCAGGAGGUCCGCAACAUCCCCAUCGGACCGCUCAACCUGCACGUCGUCAAUCCCGAGGAGAAGCGAAAGAUCAUCGGAGACGUCUUUGUUCGUGUGGCCCAGGAGACGUGGCAGCAAUUGAAGUUGAAUCCUGACGAAUUCCUGCUGUGUCAGGGAACCCUCAGACCGGAUCUCAUUGAGUCAGCCGCUUCUUCCGUGUCCAAGAAGGCCGAUGUCAUCAAAACCCACCACAAUGUCACCGACCUCGUCAAGAAGCUUAGUCAAGAAGGUCGUGUGAUCGAGCCGUUGGCCGAUUUCCACAAGGAUGAGGUGCGUCGCAUUGGCCGGAUGCUCGGGCUGCCGGAGGAGCUCGUGGAACGCCACCCCUUCCCCGGACCCGGCCUGGCUGUGCGCAUUCUCUGCGCCAACGAGGCCUUCGUGGAGCGUGACUUCCCCGAGACCACGAGUCUGAUCAAAAUGAUCGCCGGCUACCAGGCCAUGUCUCAAAAGCCGCACACCCUUUUAAGCAAGAUUAACGCAGCCAUCAGCGCGGAGGAGCAGCAGAAGUUGAGCGAGGUGACUUCCGGCGGAACUCUUGCCGCGCAUCUCCUGCCCAUCCGUUCUGUCGGCGUCCAAGGUGACUGCAGGUCAUACAGCUAUGUUUGCGUGGUCUCCUCGGACAACAAACCGCACUGGGAUUCUCUCUUCUUCAUGGCCCAAAUCAUCCCCCGCAUCUGCCACAACAUAAACAGAGUGGUGUACGCGUUCGGCCCGCGGAUCACGAAUGCGAUCAACGACGUGACGGUGACGUACCUCCGCGAGCCGGUCGUGGAGACCCUGCGUGAGGUGGACGCGCGCGUCAACGCCGUGCUGUCACAGGCCAAGUGCAUGCGCAGCCUCGCCCAGAUGCCCGUCAUCCUCAUUCCCGUCCACUUUGACCGCGACCCCGCCAACAUGAUGGGCGCCUCGUCCAUUCUGCGCUCGGUCGUCCUCAGACCCUUCGUGACCUCCGACUUCAUGACUGGUCUGGCUGCCAAGCCUGGCGUUGAUCUGCCUCUUGAGGUUGUGGAGAAGAUGGUGGAGGCGGCCGCUGCGGUGCCAGGCAUUUCGCGCGUCCUCUACGACAUGACCUCAAAGCCUCCGGGUACAACUGAGUGGGAGUGA
Messenger RNA from Mesocestoides corti, 2412 nucleotides. Lineage: Eukaryota; Metazoa; Platyhelminthes; Cestoda; Cyclophyllidea; Mesocestoididae. The record is from the annotation of a GenBank genome assembly.